AUGUCCCGCCACCCACAAGGCCACGGCCACGGCGACCCCAACCACCCAAACUACCCGCACCCGGGCUACCCCGAUCCCAACGCGUCCAACUCCAGCCCCGGUACUCCUUCGGGCGGCCUACCCUCACCCUCCUUUCCGCCUCCGAACAUGACCACAAACCAGAACCAGUCCAACACAGCCACCGCCGGCCCCUCCAACGCAAAUCACCCCAUCAACCAAGCCCAACAACAACAGUCACAACAAUCCUCCGACCGCACAGCAACAGCCCAAGCAGCCUCAACCCUCCUCUCCACCUUCCCCCCUUACGCCCACACCACCUCCGCCAUAACCUCUUUAUCGGCAAAACUCGACUCGCUCAAAGCGCGCCAGCGCAUCUUCCGCCGUCUUGCGCACGCCGCCGUGUUAUUCAGCUCCGACCACGAACUGCGCUAUUCUCUGCUAGACAAAUGCAACGACCUAGCGGAAUGCAUGAAGACGAAUCGAAGACUGAGAAAGGAGGUGGCAAAGAUGAAUGAAGUUGAGCUGCAGCUUUUUAGUAUUUCCAGUACUGUGAAGCAAUUGGUUCAGGACAUGGAGUGGGUUAGGGCGGAGGAUGUGCGGGGGUUUGUGGAGGGUGUUAGGGCUCAGAUGGUGCCUCAGCGGGGUAUAAUACUGAAUGGGAAUAGGAAUGGGAAUGGGAAUGAGGAGGGGACGCAAACGCAGAUACAGACACAAGGAGGGCAAGCGGCGGGAACGGUGCAGAUCCGCUUGGACAGAGGGAGGGGGGAUGUCGGGAGGAGGUUGAAUUAUUUGAUGGUUACUACUUGUCAGAGCCAUACUCAACAGACGCAAGGAGGUGGACAGGCGGUGGGAGGAGGAGGACAAGCUGGGCAAGCUGGGCAAGGAGAGACAUCAAUGACUGAGGUAAGUUCAAGACGAAGUUCAACGACAGCAACUGCAAGAACAACAAGAGGACAAGCAUACCCCCAACACCAACACCAACAACAACAACAACAACACCAAACACAACAACAACAAAGUCAACAGGCACAAAGUUACAUCGCCGCGCAAGUAGCAGCAAUGGGCGCUGCACAUGGUCAGCCAAUACAGCCACAAGGCCAAACGGAAGACACAACAACAACAACAACAACAACAACAACAUCAACAACAUCAACAACAUCAACAACAUCAGCAUGGAGUCCAGCAAACGCCAGUGCAGCAUCAAGUGCCGGGCGAGCGAGUCCAGGGCCAAGUGAGGGUAGUUCAACAGGCCUCGGAGGACAUGGCCCAAACCGAGCGAGAUGGUGGGACACAGUCAUCAUGGACUCGGAUACUGAUCAACGGAGGACGUCAAGGUCGGAAAGCAGUAGGAAUGUUCGAGGGCGAGGUGACGCAGGGACAGGGUCAGAUUGUGAGAUGGAGAUGUAG
Sordaria macrospora k-hell is the source of this 1407-nucleotide messenger RNA. RefSeq lists its product as uncharacterized. The record is from RefSeq and is a predicted model, not a curated record. NCBI's taxonomy places the organism in Eukaryota, Fungi, Ascomycota, Sordariomycetes, Sordariales, Sordariaceae.